Molecule: messenger RNA, 2460 nt
Organism: Trifolium pratense (red clover)
Lineage: Eukaryota; Viridiplantae; Streptophyta; Magnoliopsida; Fabales; Fabaceae
Product: E3 ubiquitin-protein ligase ORTHRUS 2-like
Exons: 8
Coding region: 220-2262 (680 amino acids)
Biological process (GO): negative regulation of gene expression via chromosomal CpG island methylation; protein ubiquitination
Molecular function (GO): metal ion binding; ubiquitin protein ligase activity
Source: RefSeq, a predicted model, not a curated record
AGGAUGAUAUGCACCUAUAGGAAAAAAGAGCGAAAAAGAGUAAUAAUUCAAAAAGCCGCAAUUCCCUCUCGCCUGAAUUAAAAAAAAAAAACCCUAUAAAAUGGUCCAAAUAUCCUUUCAUUACACAUCAUCAUUUUCUAUCUCUCAACUCAUAACCAAAAAAACCAAGAGAAAAAAAUAAAAAAUAAUAAACCAAAAUUACCAAACCCAAAAUCCGAAAUGGCAGAACUUCCCUGUGAUCCAGAUGGUAUUUGCAUGGUUUGCAAGCAGAAACCUCUGGAAACUGAAACCCUUGUUUGUAGAACAUGCGUUACUCCAUGGCAUGUUCCAUGUCUCCCUAUUGUUCCAACUACAAUUCUUGAUUGGGAAUGUUCCGAUUGUUCCCAACCACUUGACAAUAUCAAUCAUGUUUCCGAUUUACCUGCUCCGCCUAUCGCCGGAGAUCUCGUUUCCUCCAUUCGCGCCAUCGAGAAUGAUACUUCGCUUACCGAUGAACAAAAAGCGAAGAAACGGCAACAACUCGUUGGUGGAUCUUCUAAAUCAACCGCUGAAACUACCAACAGACGCAGUAAUAAUAAUAAUAAUGAUUUGCAUGAUCUCUUCGAUGAUACCGUUAACUGUUCCUUUUGCAUGCAAUUGCCUCAGAGACCCGUCACCACACCUUGUGGCCACAAUUUUUGUCUAAAGUGUUUUGAAAAAUGGAUUAAGCAAGGAAAACGAACUUGCGCGAAAUGUAGGGCUGCAAUUCCAGCCAAGAUGGCAAGUAAUCCACGAAUUAACUCACAGUUGGCGACCGGGAUUCGAAUGGCAAAGCUAGCAAGAUCGGAGGGUGUUGAUGGAAGUAGUGCUCCGAAAGUUUAUCACACUGUUGACAAUGAUUUGCGUCCUGACACUGCUUUCACCACCGAGAGAGCAAAGAAAACUGGAAAGGCUAAUGCCUGUAGCGGGAAAAUCUUUGUGACGAUUCCAACAGAUCAUUUUGGACCGAUUUCUGCUGAGAAUGAUCCAACAAGGAACCGUGGGGUUCUUGUUGGUGAUACAUGGGAGGAUAGGAUGGAAUGUAGGCAAUGGGGUGCUCAUUUUCCCCAUGUUGCCGGGAUUGCUGGUCAGAGUACCUAUGGUGCUCAGUCUGUUGCCCUUUCUGGAGGUUAUGUUGAUGAUGAGGAUCACGGCGAGUGGUUCCUUUACACCGGAAGUGGUGGAAGGGAUCUUAGCGGCAACAAGAGGACCAACAAAAAUCAGUCAUUUGACCAACAGUUUGAGAACACGAAUGAGGCUUUGAGACUCAGUUGUCGAAAAGGUUAUCCCGUUCGUGUUGUUAGGUCCCACAAGGAGAAACGUUCCUCUUAUGCACCCGAAGCAGGAGUUAGAUACGAUGGGGUUUAUAGAAUUGAAAAAUGCUGGCGCAAAAUUGGAAUACAAGGUCAUAAGGUUUGCAGGUAUUUGUUUGUGAGGUGUGACAAUGAGGCAGCUCCAUGGACAAGUGAUUUAUCCGGAGACCGUCCCCGGCCACUGCCUAUAAUUGAGGAGUUUAAGAAUGCAAUUGAUGUUACUGAAAGAAAGGGCGAUCCAUCAUGGGAUUUUGAUGAGGAAAAGGGCUGCUGGUUGUGGAAGAAGCCUCCACCACUAAGUAAGAAGCCGGUUAACAUCGUGGAUCCUAAAGAUGGAAGUAAAAUAAAAGUUGUUAGGCCUAAGGAAAAAAAGGUGUCCUUAAAAAUCAAGGAUAGGCUAUUGAAAGAGUUUGGUUGCAAUAUAUGUCACAAGGUGCUGGCUUCCCCUCUUACUACACCUUGUGCUCACAACUUCUGCAAAGCCUGCUUGGAGGGUGCCUUUGCUGGCAAAAGUUAUAUCAGGAAUAGAGCAACCUCAAACGGACGCUCUUUGCGGACAAAGAAGAACAUUAUGAAAUGCCCUACUUGUUCAACUGACAUAGCAGAUUAUCUUCAGAAUCCCCAGGUUAACAGGGAAAUGAUGGGUGUCAUAGAAUCACUCGCUGAACAGAUGGAGGAGAGUUCUGAAGAAUCAAGUGCUAAAAGUUUAGAAUCAGGUGAUAAAAGCGAUGAAAAUCUCAGGUCGGACGAGGAGACAGAGGUUCCAAAGCCCUGUGAUUCAACUGAAAUAGUCUUGGAGGAAAUUAAUGAGAGUGAUCUGAAUCCUCUUCCACAGAAGCGGAGGAAAGGUGCUGAUGGUAAGGCUGUGGUGAACGCGGAUGAACAUAUUGAUGGGGCAGAAGUUGAAAUCAAAGCAAUGACUUUCAACUAGGGGUGGGUGAUGGAUAGGAUCGUGCUGUUAUAUUUUGUACAGUAUUUGCAUUAGACAGCACGAGUUAAUAAUAGGGUUAGUAUUGCUGAUAGAAAGUGAUAUUUUUUGUUGCUUAACUUAAAAGACAAGACAUUUUAUGACUUUGUUAAAUAUGAGAACAUUGAAAAGGAAUGAAUAUGAAUCUAUUUUAUAUUUUCA